GUCGCGAGCAGGAUUUCCGGUGGCAUCGGAUUUCUGUACGUCGCGUGGUCCUGUGCCGUGGUGUCGUUUGCCGAUGACGAGGUGAUUCCAUGAGUAAGAAAUUUCAUCAAGUAUCAGUAUGACGGAUGACGUAGUUGUGUUGGACGAUCCUGUCCAUAAAGAGGAAAUAGCGCACUUCCAAGCACCGGCGAUCCAGCACAAUCCGAACGGUUGGGGUCCGUGUGAACUGCCAGAUCAAUUUAAGGACAUUCCUUAUCAGCCAUUUUCGAAAGGCGAUAGACUGGGCAAGAUCUCCGACUGGACCUCGCCGGCUUUUCCAGACAAAAAGUUUUCAAACAAAUAUACAUCGCAGUUUGGUUGCGGCAGUCAAUAUGCUUAUUACCACGAUGAGGACGAAACGAGCUUCCACUUGGUGGACACUACUCGUGUGCAGAAGCCACCGUAUCAACGUGGCCGUUUCCGUCACAACCAGCGCAACAUGCGCGGUCGCGGUGGCCAACGUGGUGCGUUGAGCCAGAUGCAACAAUUGGGGAAGCUGAAGCUGCGUGAACGAGAGCGUAAGGGACAAACGAAACGCUGGGGUAGACAGCAGGGUUUGCGUAAUCACAAGAAUCAGCCGCCCAUUAAGAUACGAGAUGCCUCUGUGACUGUCCGACCGGAUUGGAUAACCAUCGAGGAGAUGGACUUCCCACGUCUGGCGAAACUCUCGCUGCCUGGCGUGAAAGAUGGUGAGGAUAUAUCGUGCUGCGGCUCGCUCGAAUAUUAUGACAAGACGUACGACCGCGUGAACGUAAAGAGUGAGAAGCCGCUUCAACGAAUCGACCGGAUCUUCCAUACGGUGACUACUACCGAUGACCCUAUUGUCCGCAAACUGUCCAAGACCGAGGGCAACGUUUACGCCACUGAUGCGAUUUUAGCUACUAUAAUGUGCUGUACGCGCAGCAAUUAUUCGUGGGACAUCGUCAUCGAGAAGAUUGGCGACAAGCUGUUCUUCGACAAGCGCGACAACACCGAGUUCGACUUGCUGACCGUGAAUGAGACUAGCGUAGAGCCACCACAAGACGAUGGCAACUCGUUGAAUUCGCCGCGUAAUUUGGCUCUCGAAGCGACCUUCAUCAAUCAUAACUUCUCGCAACAGGUGCUGAAGUCAAAUGAGCCGCGCUACAAGUUCGAGGAGGGCAAUCCAUUCAUCUCUGAGGAAGAGGAGAGCGACGUGGCGAGCGUGGCGUACCGUUAUCGCAAGUGGGACCUCAACAACGGCAUAGUGCUCGUAGCACGUUGCGAACAUGACGCUGUCAUGCAGGGCCCUAACAACGAGAACCAGUUCUUGACAAUCAAGGCUUUAAAUGAGUGGGACUCGAAGCUGGCCAACGGAGUCGAGUGGCGUCAGAAGCUGGACACGCAACGGGGCGCAGUCUUAGCUAACGAGCUGCGCAACAACGCGUGCAAACUCGCCAAGUGGACCGUGCAGGCUUUGUUGGCCGGCUCGGAUCAGCUCAAAUUCGGAUACGUGUCGCGCGCUAUCGUGCGCGACUCCAGCAAACACGUGAUCCUCGGAACUCAGCAGUACAAACCGAACGAGUUUGCGACGCAGAUCAAUCUAAACAUGGACAACGCCUGGGGUAUUCUCAGAUGUAUCAUCGACAUCUGUAUGAAGCAGAAGGAUGGCAAGUACUUGAUCAUGAAGGAUCCGAAUAAGCCCAUGAUCCGGUUAUACGAUAUUCCUGACAAUACGUUUGAGAGCGAGGGCGAGGAGGAUGAGGAUGACGACGAGCCUGUCAAUGACGCGUUCCAGAGUUAACAGCGGCAACAGUAAUUGCAAAAUAUUCGUCGCUAGUCGGUAAUCGCGUUCGAUCGAUACACGGAUUAUUGUAAAAGGCUAACGAGAGUGUGUUGACGUCUUGCGGAAGAAAUAAAUGAGGAAGUUUGAAUACGCUA
Messenger RNA from Odontomachus brunneus, 1938 nucleotides. RefSeq names its product eukaryotic translation initiation factor 3 subunit D (gene eIF3d1). Gene Ontology annotation, biological process: translational initiation. Gene Ontology annotation, cellular component: cytoplasm; eukaryotic translation initiation factor 3 complex. Bases 119 to 1801 code for a protein of 560 amino acids. The transcript is spliced from 3 exons. NCBI's taxonomy places the organism in Eukaryota, Metazoa, Arthropoda, Insecta, Hymenoptera, Formicidae. The record is from RefSeq and is a predicted model, not a curated record. Gene Ontology annotation, molecular function: translation initiation factor activity.